Mucor velutinosus is the source of this 342-nucleotide messenger RNA. Its product is annotated as Dynein light chain roadblock. Gene Ontology annotation, cellular component: cytoplasm; cytoplasmic dynein complex. The transcript is spliced from 4 exons. The coding region runs from base 1 to 342 and encodes 113 amino acids. Gene Ontology annotation, molecular function: dynein intermediate chain binding. Gene Ontology annotation, biological process: microtubule-based movement. The record is from RefSeq and is a predicted model, not a curated record. Lineage: Eukaryota; Fungi; Mucoromycota; Mucoromycetes; Mucorales; Mucoraceae.
AUGGACAGCAACGCCAAAACUGAAACCGCAUUCAACUCUGAGCAAGUAACUGGCGUCAUUAAAGAAAUUGUCGAAACUACUUUGUCUGACUCAGAGUACUCUCACUCCAAAGUACCUGCUUGGAACGCCAACAUCAUCGAGACAUGCAUUGCUAGAUUGAAGUCAAUCAGCACAAAUUACAAAUACAUAGUUCAUUGCGUGAUUCUUCAAAAUAAGGGUGCUGGCUUCUACGUUGGAAGCCAAGUUUACUGGGAUAACCAAAACGACGGCAAUGCAAGCUAUAGACAUGAAUCAAGAACGAUGUAUGCCAUUGUCAAUGUCUAUGCUUUGAGCAUCAAUUAA